AAGUUUCUGUUUUAUUGCUCUGCAGUAAAUGUUGGAGACUAAAUAAAAUUCUUCUUUCGAUUUACACACGCAUAACAAAAAAUAAGUCAUUAAUAAAAAAAUAAUAAAUUGAAAAAUCCAAAAAUAUUUUAUAUAUAUAUGCUGCUGAGACUAAUAAUAAACAGUUCUUUCGAAACCAAAAGUGACGAUAAUGCGGAGGAGAGCGGAGAUGCUAAGGAUGCAGAAGAUGCGCUGCAUUGCGGAUGGAGAUAAUGGAUGUACGAAGUUAAUGGAUGCGGGGACAGAUGGCUGAGUUUUCCGUAUGGUUUUCCUGCUGUAUAAAAUAUAGCAGCUGCUCUAAAAUUCCUGAGAUAACUUAAUCAUGGGGACCAGAGCAGCUGCUUUUACAGCUAAAAUCCAUAAUCUACAGCACUAUAAUGCAAGAAUCAAGCAUAACCUUGUUCCUUUACCUUCUGGGGAUGACGUAGCAAACACCUUAAAGUAUUUUUCUCAAACUUUAUUGAGUGUUCUGAAAGAUGUUCCGAGUAUUUCUUUGGAUAUGCUACGGUCCCCAGAAAAAGAUGCUGCCCGCACUUCUCUUUUUCCUAGCUUAGAUUAUAAAACACUGCAUAAUGCCCUUGUUGAGCUAGUUGAUGCUGUGCCUCUGGUCCAACAUGGGGCUCAUGCCCUUGGUUACACCAUACUUCAUACUCUUGCAUGUUUAGUACCAUUUUUGGAGCAUGAACUCAUGGAUACGCUUCCUUACCUUGUAGCAUCUACAAUGACCCUCUUUCCUUGCUCUUUGCAUAAAGACAUCAUUGAUGUUCUCUGCAAUCACCUUCUUCCUUUUACGUUUAGAGAAGAUCCAAAGCAAAACAGUGACAGUUAUGCUAGUAUGUCAACUGCUGCUGUAUUAAUGAUGAUUUUUCAAUAUACAGACUGUUCUGCAUAUCACUGUCAAGUUUUGGAAUGUCUGAUGAGUCUGAAAAAAGAUAUUGUUAAAGAUCUCCUUUGUGUGAUUGCUCAUGGAACAGCUAAAGCUCGUUGCCAUGCUGUAGAACUUCUGUUUCAGUAUCUUCCAACUUUAAACCCAGCUCUUUUGGACAGGAAAGGAAUUGGGUGGCUUCUAGACUCUCUGUGCACCCUCACCUGUCUUGUUCUCUUUCCUACUUUCUCUCCAUCUUCUGUAUCACCUUCCCUUAUGCCUCAAGGAUCAGGCCAUACUGGGUGGAAACCCCAGUCUUGCCAAAGGGAAAACUGUUCCAGUGCGUCUGGAAAUGAGGCAGUGAAGAUGUGCUUUGAACAUUCUGUAGCAAUAACUUCUGGUGAACAUCCACCACCUCUUUAUAUGUGUGAAGCAUGUGCUGAAGAAGUUGAACAAGUGCAUGGUUCAGAAAAUUUAAUUGAUGUUUUGUUACCAAUGGAUAAAGUUUCAGUAACAUGUGAAGAUCCGGAUUGUAAAGCUACUGACAAAUCAGCAGUUGCAACUUGCUUUUCAAUAGAGUGUGCGAAACGUAAUGGCCAUCGUCCAAUUAGGUACUGUGCCCAGUGUGUUGUGACAUACCAUAAUGAAGAACAAGGAGUUAAUCAUAUGAUACAUACAACUAUACCUUCACCUUGGAGUAUGGAUUUAGAAACUCAGUCUUAUAUGGUUGAAGCUGUUAUAAGUCUUCUUCGAGAGGCAGAGCCAUUAAAUGAGAAACAUAUCUCAGAACCUUUGAAUGGCCAGGAAGAUGAAGAUAGCAGAGAAAUGAGAGUAGUAGAAGAGAGACAGCUUUUAAGCCGUUAUGGGAUAUGGCUACUAGUUGGUCUUUGUACACCAAAUGAAAACACACCAGAUGAGUCAUUAGGCCGUCUGCUGAGCAUGUUAUUCCAAUGGUUUAGUUAUACGGCUUGUUUACCUGAUGAUCAAGCUGGGAAUGCUCUAGAGCGAUUAAAGGCUGAGUACAUUCAUGGAUGGCUGAUGGAAGUUGCUAAAAGUCGCUUUGAAGUAUUUGUUUCAUGUUUGUUACCUCAUCCAGUAGAUUAUGCUAAAGUAGGUGGUCACUGGGAAUCUUGGCCAUCAUAUCCUGUGCAAAUCAAAGAAGGAUUUAAAAGGUUGUUAUGCCUUGUUCCAUAUGAUAUAAUCACUUUAGAAAUUUGGGAGUAUAUAAUGCCUUAUUGGAUGGAUGCUUUUAGACAUGAAGCCAUUGAAGCUGAAUUUACUGAACUAAAAAUUCUUCUAAGUAAAAUUCUGGAUCCUGACUUGAGUCCGCUUGGAUUUAAUACAAAUGAUAUGUAUAAAUUUUUGAGCAUGAGAUUCAAAACCCAUUCUGCUGCCAUUCAAGAACAAGCUCUGUAUUGGCUCCAAAUUUUAAGUGCAUUGGAAGUUCCAGUACCAUUAGAGUUGCUUUAUGAUAUGUUCAUGAAUGGAGUUUCUAAUAUGGUGUCUCGUGAUGAAAAGAAAGAAGGAGAAAAAAGUUGCUUUCUAAUUCCACCUCCAUCUCAUGAACAAAAAGGAAGUAAUGCACAAUUAAAGUUCCAGCGAUCACAUCUUAUGAAUGUUCCAGAAGAUGAAAAUCCUCUGUUGGAUGUGGAAUACAAAUCAGAUGCCGAAAUAGAUUUGUCAUGCUACAUCUUAAUGCUUGACAUAUUGAUCAAGCAAUUAGAACUUCAAGAAGUUCCUUUGCACAAAGGUUUUGAGCAGAAAGAUGCACAAAGUAUAUUACUUUUGAUUCGAAAUUUUAUUGAAGCACCUUGGGAAGGUAUUCAUACUUGUUCUGAACCUACAGAAGGCAGUCAGUGUAUAUUCUGUGAAAUGUGUGCUAUAUUUUAUCAGCUGAGUCUUAUGCUGAUUGAAUACUUUUCUCCUGUGAUGGAAGUUACUAUGGCUGAUAUUCCUGGAGGUUCUCCUGUUCCUGAUCUGAAGUCUGAAUUCAGAUACCAACAUGAAGGUACUCCAGAGAGAAAUGAAACUAAUAUCAAAGCAGAAGGUGAAGGACCAAGUCUUUCUCCUCAUAGAGAUGAUAAUGUGUCUCACCAUAGUAUUGUAAAUUUCUUUUCUGAGGAUUCAGAAGAUAACGUGUUUGUAGGUCACACUUCUCCAAUUCAAACUGCUACAGUACAGGAAUGCUCAACUGAGCUGGAUACUGUCUCAGUUAUACCUACUGAAACAGUGGUAACUGCAAUUGCUACAGAAGUUACUCUAACUGAGGAUGAUGUAGCUGGAGCAAAAUGCACAGUUGCUGCUGCAUUACUCAUUGAUGAAAAUGAGUCGAUAACAUCUCAGAGUGUAGAUGAUGCAACUUUUUGGCAUACAAGUGAAGGCAAAUUUAAGUUCACUCUUGAGGAGUUACCACCUCAGCUUCAACUUUUCUAUGUGUUACUUAAGGAUCUUGCCGUACUUGAGGAUGCUGAUGUUUUAUAUCAUAUUCUCUCAUGUCUGAAAGUAAUGUGUCUGCAUUCUGAGGUGUUAAAUAAAGCAGCUCAUAAUCAUCGUGGUUUUCUUAUUUGGUGCCAGGAGAAUUCUUUGAUAGCAAAUUUGUGGAAACUUCUUCAGAUGGAGUUCUCCCAUAUAGCUCAAUUGGCUACUGCCUUGCUUCUCCAUUCUAUUACUCUUCCAUCUGGUUCGGAUAUAUUUUGGAAAAUUAUAGAGCAUGAUUUUCACAAUAAGGAAUGGAGAGCAAGAUAUGCAGCAGUUGAAAAAGUAACGGUGAUUGCGCACUUUGUGGAUGUAUCAACCGUAAAAAACAGUCCUCUACUGCAGUCUGCACUUGCUGGUGCUUUCUCUUAUUUAGUUCAUAGUUUAGAUGAUGAGCAACCAACUAUUUCUCAAAGGGCUUUACUUAAUUUGGAAAGCAUAAAAACGCCAUCUCUAAAGUUAUUUGUCUGGUGCUUAGAAGUGCAGUUUGACUGUAAUGUUAUGGAUCGACCUAUGAUUCUGCAGACAAUAUUUCAAAUUCAUAAUCAUCUGACAAACAGGCGUUUUCUUACUUGGGAUUUCUUCCUGAAUCGUUUUGAUACAUUAUUUCUUGAAGAUCAGAUAAUUUUGGAGAGACUUGGUGAUAUAUCAUAUGUCAGAGAUCUGAAAAAUACAAAUGUAAACAGUGAAAUGUUCCAAAAGAAAUUAAAAAGAGCACAUGAAUCAUUAUCUCAUACUAGCAGUACUAGAUCUUUAACAUCUAGUUUUGGUGAGAAAAUGCCAUAUAAAAGGUCAGCUUCAGCUCCUGGUGCUAUGUUACAUCGCCAAGAUAAAAUUGAUAAAGAUAAAUCAUAUGAACGGCAGUCUUCUGCUCCUGUAUUAAAGCGUAAAAGCUCUCGUUUGGUAGGAAGUUCAGUUGGAGUACUUGGACCUUUUCAGCAUUUUCCAAACAGUUUUUUCACUGAUGGUCAUUUAAAAGAUACGGUACAAGAAGAAACUCAUUUCUUAAAUGUGCUUUAUCGAGCAAUGGACACUGAGGAAAAUGAUAAAGAAACACUUCAUCUUUUAAUAUUUCUCCUCAUGCAGUUUCUCUCACGACCUGAUCCUAUACAUCGCACUGAUGAUAAAAUUACAAGGAGCCAGCACAUUGUUUUGCGACAUUUGAAUAUUCUCUUGGGGUACAGUCAAAGUCAGGGUGAAGGAAGAUUCUUAUUACCUCCUCAUAAAAUUCGGAGUUCUACAGUAUUUAGUACUUUUCUCGUGUGUAUGCCUAAGGUAUUAGACUACAAUUUUAGUGUGGGAAAUUUCCUUCUAACCAUGUUUUUAUCUGUACUGGUAUGUUGUCCUUCUCCUCAAAAGUAUCCAAGUGAGCCGAACCCUCCUACAUAUUCUUUGUGGUUGCUGGAUUCUUAUUGUCGUCAUUCAUGGCUUCAAUCUACUUUGGUUAUUAUGUACAAGUAUCAUUAUGACACUUUUCCCAACAAUCGGUAUAUUCAUUGGUUGAUUCUCAUUAUACUGAAUACUUUGAAAGCUCAGCGUCAUCGAUGUAAACUGCUGCAUGAACCUUUACUUAGUCCCUUACCAUCCAGAUCUCGAGAUUUUAAUACACCAUCAGCUGACCUGGAGCAUGCAAUUGAGAGAGAAAAAGAGAUGUCUUAUGAUACUUCUUCAUUACAUGAAGAUGGAUCUAAGCCGCCACUCAAAGGAAAAUCUAAGUUCUCUCCGACUGAAAAGAUAGAAGAUACUUCAGCAGAACAACAAAACCAAAAGCAGUUAGGCAAGGACAAAAGUCAUCAGUGGAAAUCUUGGAAACCGAGUGAACGUAGUUGUUCUAGUGAAGGGGAAGAUGCAGAACCUGAAUUAGAAGCUAUACCUGAAAGCCCCAAAUCUGAGAGCUCGGAGAUGGAGCACUUUGCUUCUGAUAUUUCGUGCUACCAGCAAGCAUGUGUGAAAAUGAGUGAGCCAUGUACUGUGGGAGAAAGUGUUAUUGUUACAACACCUUGGACCAGUGUUGCUGAAGAAGCAGUUGCAUUGCCCAACUCUACAAAUGUGAGAGUUAAUAUUUUAGAUGAUAAAUGUCAAAAUAUAUCUGACUUACCUCAAAGUUCAAUUUCAUCUGAAGGAGAAAAUGUUAGCAUUAUUGAAAAGUCUUCUGUUGAAGUCAUGGAAAAGAAUAUUGAAGUAUCUAUAGUUUCUGACAAUAGUGUAACUUCAGAAAUGCAAAAUAUUUUCCAUGAUGAUAUAAAUCAUCCGUACUCAGCGACAGUCAAAAUACCCCUCCAGCGUAUAAUGCCAGAUAAAAAUGUUCAAAUGAUAAGACAAAUGAGUAAUCAAGCUCAAGAUAACCAAGAAUCUAUAAACGUAAGCUCUGAGCUUCAGGCUGCUCAGGGAUUAUCUGAAAGCAGACUUUCAACGUAUCUUCCAAAAAGUAAAUCUGCAUCUUCCGAUGCUAAGGAAGAUUUGUCAAGAAUGAAAAGUUUGCCUCAUGAAACAUACAAGCAUCAAAAUGUUUGUAGGAGCAAAACAGACAGUAAUAUCUUAGAUUUACCAUAUAGUGAUGAUAACAAGGUGUCACAUUCCAGGUAUCCUCAUUCAAAAUUAAUGCAAAGCAAACGAAAUACUCAAACUAAAUUAUCAAGAAAAGCAGAAAUACUGAGUAGUGAAAAUUUGACUGUUCCAAUUUUUAGACCACCUCUUGAAAGACUAUUGCCUAUAGGCUUACCAGAAAAAGAAAAACCAAAAAGAAGUGAUUCUUUAUCAGUUGCUCAUCAUUAUGAGCCUGACCUAGGUCUAUUGCAGCCAAGCAUGUCAUAUGAUCAAACUCCAUUGCGUGACAUGUCUGUUACUCGAGAUUUUUGUGAAGAUAAAGGUGUGCAGACAGGCAAUUUAGACCCUGUAUUUGACAUUCCUGCUCAAGAAAGGCUUCUACCUGUAGGCCCUUUACCAUCAAAAAAAGAUGCUUUUCCACCUAUCUCAAAACCAACUGUAGAAUUAAUUCCUAAAUUGUCAUUGAAAAGUAUUGCUAAUGAAGAUGUAUCCAGCCUUCAGGGUGCAGCAAAAUUAGAUCAAGUCGAAAAAGUCAAUGAUAACAUUUUAAUUAAAUUUGAAGAAGAUGGAUCUGACACCAAAAAAGGUGCUAUUAGUUCUGAAUUAAAAAUGUUAAAUAAAAGUAAAGAAAGUGGCCAUUUUGAUACUAAAUCCAAAGGAGAAUCUGAUGCUCCAGGGAAAAGAAUUUCAGUAGAAUCUGAAGGCAGUGCACUUGGUGCUAUGGCCAGCGAAAAUUUUAUGAACAGAUUUUUCGAUCUUACUCCAGAUAUAUCUCAGCCUACUUCUGCUUUUGGUGUAUUUGAUGUAUGCAAAAGUGCUAUGGAUAUGAACAAUGAGGAAAGUACUAGUCAAGAAAAGAAGCAAAUAGAAAAUGGUGAUCAUAGGAAUAGUAGCAGCAGUAUGGAUCUCUUAUCAAAUGAAAAAAUUGAACCAUCAAUUCUAUCUCAUGAGAAUAUUAUCCAAAAAAGUCUUGAGAAAGCCUUUGAAGAUGACAUCAAAUGUAGGCUUCCAUAUAAGCAACGCAAGCAAAGAAAGUCUGGAUUAAGUACCCUUGAAGCUCAGAGAAGUUUUGACUAUCAAAAUGCAAGUGCCAGGCGUCUAAGAAAAGUAGAAAUGGGAAGCAUAUCUAGCAUUGGUCUAGCAUCAAAACGUUCAAGUACAAGCCAAUCCUUGUAUCCUCGUUGUGGAGAUGAUAUGGUAAUUGAACGAUGUACUGAAUGUGGAGCUGUUCUUGAAGAAUACAGUGAUGAAGAAAUAGGUCUUUGUAUUGUAAUUCUUUCUACGUUUGUUCACAGAGAAGCAGCAAUGGCAGCACCUUUAUUACCAAACAUGUUGAGAGUUGUUGCUAGAAUUGCAUCGUCUCCAAGUUAUCCAUGGCAAACUGAAAGCAAUAUUCAUUUACCUGGUGGUUCAGUCAGCAUUGCUAGACAAUUUCUGCGUUGCACUUUGCAUCAGUUAGCACCAAAUGGAGUUUUUGUGCAGAUAUUUCAGUCUCAUGUUAUAGAGCCUGAAUUUUACAAAACAAUGGCAUCUGCAUUAGCUGAUUUUACAGAAGUUAAUCAAGUUACUCCUCCACUUCUGUUGUUUGAGAAUCUAAAUGAUAGAAAACAUCUUCAUCAUGAUGUAGUAUUUCACAUUCUGGAUAAUGUUGCAAUUUACCUAGACAGUUUGCCUUUGGAAAGUAAUAUUCCACCUUGGGCAGGUUUUCUCCAACAACUUGAUCUUUUUCUCAGGAAAUUUCUUCUUACAUUGUCACCUGGUCCUAUUCAGCUGGAUAGCAUCUUACAAAUUAUUUUGUGUGUCAUGAAACUACCAGUUAUAAAAGAAGCUAAGUCAAUUCUAGAUCCUUUCUCAAAGAUACUCAGUCAUGCAAUUCAACAUUCUUCUCUGGACUAUCACCAGCUGUCAGAACUGUGCACUGUUUGCAACAAAAAUGUCAGGGAUCGAGAUAAGCAACUUUUGACACGAACAGCUGUAUUUGAAUUAGUUCAGGCAAUGAAGUUUAAAACAUCUAUACCUGAUGCAAAUCUUUUAACUUUGGUCCAGUUUGUCUUAACCGACUGUGGAGGACGCUUGGCACCAAACGUCAUACUUGAGUGUAUUCCUGUUAGCACUGAAAGUCAGUCUACAUACAAAACACUAGCUGGUGAGUGCAUGCAACAAUAUUUGAAUGAUGCGCUUGAGUUUGUAGCAGAUAUUCAUACUCUCAAUAAAGUGAAGAAUAUGCUAUAUGGAAAUUCAACUCAUCUUAAUGAGGAAACUCUAGGUGGUCAUUUAAAAGCAGGUAUUUCACAGUAUUUAGCCAUUGAAUUUUCAAAAAAUAAUGGACGUGACAACAGAGCCAUCAGCCGCUAUCUUCCAUGGUUGUAUCAUGCACCAACUACUUUACAGCAAGGACCGAAAGACUUUAUUGAUUGUGUCAGUCACAUCAGAUUAUUAUCUUGGCUGCUUCUAGGGGCAUUAAUUCAUAGUGCUUUGAUGCAAACUCCUUCUGCUUGUCAGCCUAUUCCUUUAGAAGCUAAUGGUCAUAUUGCAGAACACAUACAAGUUAUUUUAGCUGGAUUUUCAGAACAGUCAAAGGUUUCAGUUCUUCACAUGUCUUCUUUAUUUCAUGCUUUCAUUUUAUGCCAGUUGUGGACUAUGUAUUGUGAGCACAUGGUUGCCCUGAAUCCACCUGGAAGUGAACAGAAUCAAGUAUGUGGUUUGACUCUUACUGACUUUUGGGCAAUGGUUACUCCAGGAAUUCUUCAACUUGUCUUUCAUUCAAAAGUUGAAGAGUAUCCCCAGUUGGCUGAGAUGGUCAGUCUUCAUUUCCUUAGCCUCAUGGAAGCGUUGCAAGAGUGCAAUUCUACAGUGCUUGCUCGAUUAUUGCCAAUGUGGACACCAGUGUUGUAUAGUUUUCAAGGACAUCUGUCAAAUAACCUGCAUAUGAGAUUACAAGCAUGUGUCAGUUGCCGUCCUCCAACUCGAUCUCGAGAAGAAACUGCUGCAGUGAGCACUACAUUCCUUCGCUGGCUACAGCGAUUGCAAUUUAAAAUGAGUCAAAUUGAAUUACAGUCUUCAACAGCAACACAGUUCUAUUCAUUGUAGAUUUUAUGUUUUAAAUGCAGUAUUUACAAAAGUGAUAUAGAUGUAUUUUUCUAUGUGCAGUAACAAAAAUUUCUUUUGCUGUAGAUUUAUUAUAAUUAGAAUGCUUUAAUAGUAUUUUUUUUUUAAUUGUGAAAGCUUUUUAUGCAACUGAAUGUGAUUCUUAUUGCUAAGAACUGUUUUGUGCUUUAAUGAUGUUUGCUUAAAUAUAGUCUAUUACAGAAAGUAACAUACUUAGUUAUCUUUAGUGAAGAUAUGUCAAUGUACUAUCUAAAUUAGAUUUGGUAAAGUAAUUAUUUGCUAAUUCAGCAAUUAAUCAGGUAAAAAAUUUUACUGCAACUUUUUAUAAAAUGUAUUGUAUCUUUUAUUUAUUACAUUUAAAUAUACAUUUUUAGUUUUUAUAUUUUACAUAAUUGUCUUAGAAUUCAUAUUUAAUAAGACUUUUUAUUAAAGUCCUAAAAAGCUAAAAAACUAAAUCCUAGGUUCUUGAAUCUCUUAAAUUGUCACAUUUGUAUCUUAAGGGGGGGCAACCAUUGCUGAUUUUUCUUAAAUAAUCGGUUCUUACUUUUUUUUUAAUACUGAAGAAAUCUGAAAUACAUUUCAUAAAUAAAAAAUUGAUUGUAUCUGUAUCAUGACUCUGGGUGACAUAUCCUUAAUUAAUAACUCUGUAUAUAUCUUUGCUAAAGGAGAAAAGAGUUGCAUAUUGAAUUGUUAGCUUAAUGAUAAAAGUUAAUUUUUAUAAAUUAGUUAUUGAGAAAGUGUAAUUUUUUACAGAAUAGGAAUAUCAAACAGUGGAAGAAAAUGGCAUUCAUAAACCGACAAAGGUAUCUCCCCCCAUUAAAUAAUAUUGAACAGCUGUUUAGCAGCAUUCUUAUUGCAAAUUUAUAUUUACUAUAUAUUAUUAAUCUUUAAAUCUUAUUUGCAAAAAAUUAAAUUUUGAAUAUUUCUGACUGGGAAAAGAUUAAGAUUAUAUUUUCCCAAAUAAUUUUACAUAUACUUGUAAUUUUGUUAAAUCAUAAUCAAGUAGUAAUUUUUGGGAGGGAGAAGGAAGGGGUGCUUUUUGUUUUUGUAGCUUGUACGUGGAUGUUUACUAUAUCACUGGAUUUUUAACUAUUUUGAAUUGAGAUUUUUUUGAGAAAUUUAUUUUUUCCACUGCAAUACAUUUUAGAUCUUUUGCUUGAGAAGAAAUUAACAAAGGAUAAGCAAGAUGUUUGUAUAUUAAACAGUUUUAACGAAUUUGAGAUAAAUUUCUCAUGAAGGUAUUCGAAUUAUUUUUAUUUGUUUUCCCAGUUUAUUUUUAUUAUCCCACAUUUUCAAAAUAACACUUCUAUUUUUUUAAUAUAAGAAUUAAGUAUGAGUUAUCAUAUUUUAUCUCUGAUUAGUAUGUGUGUGUUCCUCCAAAUAACUAUCUAAUCCAUUUUAUUAAAUUAUUUUAAAGUUUUAUUAAAUUUCGUUGUUCAUUCUUUGUUCUAUGAAAAUGUUAUUCUAUGAAAAAUAUCUUUGUAUAUAAAGUACAUGUUUUAAACUAGAUUUAAUUAUAUGUGCAUUAGAGGGAAAAAGUUAAAUAUUUUUAUUAAAAAAAAGUCCAUGUUUUUGUGUAUUUUGUAAAGGUCACAAAUGUACAGUAUGUUGAAUGAGAUGCUAUGCUAAUGCAAUAGCAUAUAUAGUUUAUAAAAUAAUAUAUAUAAGCAAGAAAAACUGUAUUGAUCUCCCCAUUACUGUACAUAGAAAAAGCAUUGUUGCAUAUAACUGUACUGUGUUAUAUUUUAAAGUAUAUAUAUAGGAAUUUAAAGAUUGAAGAAAAAUUUUAUUUCUGUUCAUCUAUACUACUGCAUUGAUAUUAUCCAUUUGCUGUUACAUGCAUAAUUGUAUUAUAUUAGAGUAGUGGUCUUCAAACUGUGUUUCAUGGAACACCCCAGUCUGAGUUCUGCAAUUCAAAAAAGAAAAUUAGAAACCACUAACAUAAUUGACUAGUGUUUAUUAACUAUAAACAUACAUUUAGUUAUCCUUGAAAAUUAAUCAGAAGAUUUGUGUGUGAGCUGCCGAUGUUCAUAACAUGAUGUCAGCAGUGAUAUAUGUGUAAAAGUAGCUCUGAUUUUUCAGUCGAUGUGUAUGGAUAAAUGUUUCUCACAUAGCUAUAAACAUUUUAAUGCCAUUCAGAACAACAUAUGUAAGUGAAAAAUCAUUCCCAAUGUAUGUGACAACAAAAUAAGAAACAAAUUAAAUGCAGAAUAUGAAAUGCAAAUAACAUCAGUAGGGCUCACUUUAACAGUUUGUGUAAAAAAAAAAAAAAAAAAAAAAAGGAAGCACACCCAUGUCACUAAAUUAAGUGUAGGUGAUACCUGGAGCACAAGUUAAUACUAUUAAUGAGUAAAUUACAUUAAUUUUAACAUUUUUUUUAAAUAAAAAUAUGUUACUUUUCUUUAACCCUUUCUUUCUGAACAGUACACAUGUGUACCACUGAUAUUUAUAAAUACCUGCAGGAUAUAUUUAACAUUAUAACUGAAAGAAAAGUGUACCACUACAGUAUUUUAAGUACCACGACAUCACUUCAAUGUAUAACACCAUGCGGAUUUCACUAAAUGUAAGGUUAUGUUUGUUAAUAAACCAGUGAGCACCUGUAUUAUAUAUUUUAAAGUAAAUUUGUGCAAGAAUAAACUUGAUUUCAUAUAUAAUUUUAUUCUGUAAUACUUAUGUUUAGAAAAGAAAUAGAAUAUCAUGUAUGUAUGAAUUACUUAGUUUAGAAAUUAUUUAUCUAUUUGUCAUAUACCAACCGGUACAUAUGUGCCCCAUUAGGUUUGUAAUUAAGAUUUUUAUUUUAGCUCUAAAACGGCUCGCCCACUGAUGCAAAAACAAUUAGAAGCUGAAGCUGAAAAACUAGUUGAAUCAGAUUCAGGGACGAAAGGGUUAAUUCAUUAUAUAAAGUACCUACAACAUAUUGAUCUCCUUAUUUUAAGAUAUUUUAUUUUAUUAUUGUAAGGUAUAUUUUUAUAAGGGUAAAACCGUGUUUUCUGGAAAAAAAAAAAAAAAAAAAAAUCUAAACUUAUGUGUUAAAAUCUUAUGUGUUGAUGAGGUUUGAAGACCACUGUAUUAGUCAAUCCAUUAAAAAUCAAAGAAAACAACUUCACACAUUCAUUUUUGAAGUUACUUGAAAAAAAAAUAAUUAAUAUUUAAUUCAAAUUAAAUUUUAAAUAAGCAUUUUUAUGAAUAAAUUUAUUUAAUCUGAGCUGGAAGGAAGCUUUGCAUUAUUAUACUUUUUUAAAAAAGGAAAUUAUUAUAUGCAUGAGCAAUGAUAAUAAGUUCAUCAUUGUUAUUUUUAUGAAAAUGUUUAGCAAGUGUUGGAGAUAGCUUAUAUGAAUGUUAAGAUUUUACAGAAACACUCAUGCUUUUAAAACUUUUACAAAUUUUUAUACUUGUAAAAAUAAAUGCCUUGGAAUAGUAACGUCCAGUCACUUUAUCCAUAUAGCAUUCAUUUUUACUUCACAGGGAUUCAGUUCCCAUGCCGUAUUUUAUAUAAGGGUUUGAAAGAAAAUAUUUAAUCAUUAAAACGUACAUGAAUAUAUUAUAUGUUAUUUUUCGUGAUUUUUAAAUGAUUCAAUUUAUAUAAAAUAUUUUCCUAAACAGUAUUUAUCAAAAAGUUAAUUGCUUAAGUUAUUUAAUCUAUCACUAUUCCAUUACACAUAUAAAUUAAUAAAUAAUAAAAUUAUAUUUGUUUUAUUGUAAGUUAUUAUGCUCAAAUCAAAUUGCAUAGAAAUAGAUCCUUUUACAUCCUUGUGAAAUCUUUCUUUGCACUUCAAAUUGGCAACACUGUAGUUUGAACUAGCUUUGAAUCAUGUGCAAUCACAUCAACUUUUUUCACACCUUCAUAUUGCUUAAUCAAUCACUAUCAUUUUCGUGUCUAAAUUAAUUGUCUUUGCUUUUUAGCUUGUUGAUUGCUAGGCAAUGUCUAUUUUCUCUUUACAGUCAUUUCAUAGGUUAAUUAACCACAGAAUUAUAUAAACAAAAGGGACAAGACUUGAAACGAAAAAUAAUGCACAUGUACUGACUGAGCAAUAGCUGUAAGUAAUUCAAUGUGUUAUUAGUACUUAUUGAAGUAAAUAAAAAUCUUUUCUUAAAAUUCUUAUUAUAAAACCAUUUUUAUUUUUAGCCCUAAAGGGCUAUUAGUCUUGAAAUACGAUUUUGCAUUGUCUACCAUUGAUUAAUGAAAUAAGCUAUUAAAAGCAGAAGAUGCAGUUCUUAAAAAUAUUAUUAUUAUUAUUCUUUUUAAUCUGAUUAAUGUAAAUAUAAAUGUAUUUAACUCAUGAUGUAUCUAGUUAAAAACAUUAAAUAUUUCUAUAGAAUUACAUUAUGUAUUUUCCCACUUUUCAAAUGCACAGAUGAUGUAUCACAUUCACAUUCUAGUCUAACUACAUAUUCAUCCAGUAUCUCAUAAAAUGUUUCACUAUUUCCACAUGGGCCAUCUCCACUGAUGGUCUCUUCUGAUAAACCCUAUUAAAAUUUAACACAGCCUUUUUAGGCAACAGUUAAAAUCAGAAUCGUUUCAGAUUUGCUUUUUUAUUUAUUAUUCUGAUUUUAAAAUCCUACUAAGACUUAACUCCAAAGGUGGCUCCUUUUUUUCUUUUUAAAAAAAUUUCACUUUUAAAAUCCUACUGCAGCUUAAAUUCAAAAUAAUUUGGUAUUAGUUAGCGUAUGCAAUGCUAGCCAUUAAAAUUGCUAAAUCAGGAAGGAAAGCAAACAGCAGAAUCUUAUUUGUUGUACAUAAACAGUAUAAUGAAAAGAAGACAAGACUGAAUUUGCUGGUGGUUUGGAAUAUACAAUGGGUACUUUUUUCCAUGCAGCUUCAACUCUAUGCCAGAUUUCAUAAAUCACAGUGGCUGGUGAGUGAUGACAUGCCAGUCUCUCGGCAACCUAUCACCAGCUAUUCUUAAUGGACGAGAAAUCAUGAAAAUACAGGCUAGGGCAACAGUUGAACACGCUCUGUAUUGUGGAAGGUCGGGACAGUAUGAACAACAUGCGGUUGUGCAUUAUCUUCUUGAAAGAUGGUCCUUGAAAAUAUAGCCACAGCAUUAGAAAUGUAACACUGGUAUCCACAUUACCAGCUAUGUGAACAAGAGGUGACAAGGUUGUAUACCCAGUGACACUUCAUACUAACAAUGACAAAUGCAAGCUGGCAGUGUUAAUUCUCCUUGAUACCUUGUAACACAGACAUCAUGAUGUUGUACAUAGAACGAGGAUGAAAAACAACAUAAUGCCACUUCAGUAUCAUCGUUCAUUGCACCACUGUAGGCUUGUCUCUGCUGCAAUGUCAAGGGAAAUUGCAACAAUGAUCACUGCACUGCGGACAUCAUCCCACCGUCCAUGCAGGUGCAGGAGCCAAGUUCGUGCUCAGGUUAUGUGACAUGGCUAUACAAUCUCGCAAAGCUGAGAAGGCAACAUGUGUGCCAUCUCAGACAUUAAUGGUCUGGGGUAACUUAGAUCUUGCACAACAUUCAGUAUGGCUUUCCUGAGCCCAUUGAUUCCAGAUCUACUUAACAGUCAUGGGAUGCCAAAUAGCAUGAGCAGCAAUAUAACAGGAGGAUAUCUGUAUGAUAUUACCAUGGUCGAAUUCCAAUACAUGCUGUUAGGAGUUUCUUCUUACAAGAGGCGUAACAUGGCAUUUACACAACCAACAUUCAAAUAUAAUUUCCAAAUGAGAAACCUGCUGUACAGUCUUCUCAUUUACACACAGUGUAACGGUAUUCUGAAAUGCUAAUUACUUAUGUAUCCCACCUUUUAUGCAUAUUUGACAUUUAUUACAUGCUGCCUUCACAGUGUAGCAAUUUUAAUGAUCAGCAGUGUAAUACAUAUAAAUAUGAGUUCAUAUGCAGAGACCCACUAAAAACUUUUGUAGCAGAAGUGUGUAAAGCACCUUUUACCAUGAGCUAUCAUUUAAAAGAAAAGGAUGAGCUAUUAGACAAAAGAAACGAUAUAAAAGGAAAUAUUAUGUAAAUUGAGACAUGUUUAAAACACUGAAGUUCUCUUAAAAAAAACUAUAAUUUAAAUAUACAGAUUAAAAGCUUAAUUCAUUUAUAAAAUCUUGAGUUGUAAUGAUCAUAUCAAAUUACAAAGAAAAGAACAAAAUUCAAUGAAAUAUCAAAUCAGUAAAUAAAUAAGAAUUCUACCAUACUUUUUUAUUGAACUUUUAAGAGAAAUUAUUCUGUUAUUUUGUAUUUUGCAAAAAUAAUAAAACAUUUAUUAAUAACUAAAAUAUAUUGUUAAAUUGAUCCCCUUGAGCAAUCUCACCAUAUGAUUGUCUAUUUAAAAGAACUGUUAUUAAGAAUUACCCUCGAAAAAAACCCAACCUGGUUCUCAUAUAUCUUUUUCUUUAAGCAUGUUUGAAUUUUCACUGUUUUUGGCAAAAAAUACUGAUUAUCAUAUGAAAUUUUUAUUUAAUUUAUUAUUAAAAAUAUUUAUUAGAUUCCAGUCUCUUAUUAGUAACAAUUUUUUGCAUACUAAUAUAGUAACAUUACAUUGCAGUCAAAUGAAUUCCUUUACUUAAAUCAUAAUAACGUUCAGUCACUGAAAUACAUCUGAAUACAUGCAUUCUUCCUUUUUGUUUUCAUUUACUAAUUGUCUUAGGGUACAAAUUAGAUAUGUAAACAAAAACGUUUUGAGCAGUACUUUAUUUAUUUACCAUGACUCUCGAUUUGUAAUUCAUAGUAAAAAUGCAUAUAAUUAAAUCUGAUAAAAUGAUAAGUACUAAUUUUUACACACAUUAGAUAAUUUGCCAAAAACAUCUUGUAUGUAAAAUAAUUAGAUUACUGAUUAUUUUUGAAAAUUUUAUUUCACGUACAGUUUUAAUGAUACUCUUCUGCUACGGAGACCAAAUUCAAAAAUGUAUGUAUGGAUGCAUGUACAUAUGCACAUAUGUUUGUGUCUACACACACACAUCCAUCCAUCUAUACAUGCAUACAUUAGUGAAUCCAGUCCCAAUAACAGAAGAGUACCAUUUUAACAAAUUACAAUAUAAGUGAUAUCACCAAAUUCAGGUAAUAAAAUAAUGUUUUCAUUAUUUUGUGCAUAAAUUAUUUUACAUCAUAGUAUAACCAAAUUAUCUUAAUCUAAUCAAAAGAAAAUUUGUUCCUAGAGUCAUAUUUGCUACAAAUUCUUAAAACUACUUACUAAUCUUGUGAAUGUUUAAGUAUUCUGGACAUAACUAAGUAGUGUAAGGGGUAAAAAUCUUUAUUCAAUUGUAAUUCAGAGAAUUUACAUGUACAAAAAUAAUUAGUUGUAAUUUUUAAUAAAAUUCUGUUAUAUUAAUUUUAAGAUUGUUAAAAGAACAAUCUUAUUUUUAUUAGUUUCUAAUUACGUUGGGUUGAUGUUAAUUGUAAUUUAGUGACAAUAAUUUUCAUCAGAGCAAGCCAAGUAAUCUAAUUAAUAUUUCAUUGAAAAUGUCAGCAUAGAAAGUUUAUUAUUCAACAACUUGUUAAUGAGGCAAAUGAAGCAUUCAGAGAUUAAAAAAAUAUUAAAUCUCACAACAGUGUGUACAUAAAUGGUUAUGAACUAUGCCAUUUUCCACCUAUGAAUAUUUUUAUCUUACUGUAUGAAAUAAAUGUGUAUCUUAUGCCUUAUAAAACCUAUGCGCCAAACUAUAAGCAACAGUUAUUCUAAGUCAUCUGGUAGAUAAGGAGUUAACUAAUUGUAUAUAAUAUAUUUUCUUAGAGUAAACAAAUCCAUAUCAUUUUGGUACCUGAAUUUCUUUUCUUUUAUUGCAAAUUCAGAAUGUACUUUAAUUUAUAUCUUUCAUAAUUAUAAACUAUUAUUUAUUGAAUCUGGGAAAAUUUAGCUGUUGUAGAAUACAAAGAAUCUCUAAGGAAAGAAUCUCCUUAGAGAUUCUUUGGUAGAAUGUAGCUGUUGAUAGUUAUUUAUUAGAUUUCUUAAAUACAAUAUGUCAAUACUUUUAGAGAUAUGACAUUUACUGUAAAUUAUAUUCCUAAGUCUAAACAAAUAUAUAAAUCAUAUUUAAUUUUAUUGCAUAAAUAACUGAGUAUAUUGUUAAAAAUCAUCAGAAUAUUUUAUUAAAAAGUCUAAACAAAAAUGCUUGAAGAAAGGCAAUAAUGAAUGCAUCAACAUUAGCAUGAAAUAAAAAUGCAUUAUUUAAUACUAUAAUCCAAUUUUGUUCCAACCUGAAAAGAUAGGCUUAAUUACACUACUUUGCUAUGUUGAUUAACUGACUUCAGUGUCACAGUGUGACUACUUACUAACUUUUUUAAGAGAUAAAAUCUAAAUCCAUUUCACACUGAGACUUUGGAAUCUGUUAACGAACACAGCAAAGUAUUCUAGCAAAUUGCCAUGUCUAAGAAAUUCAUUACAACAUUUCGAUGAUCUUUUCACAAAUCUAUUUACUGAUUCAUAUGUCUAACUGGACAGUAAUGAUCUUAACAUGGAUGUUAGGAACAUUACUGUGCAAAUUUAAAAUACUGGCAAUCCACUGGGUUAAAACAAAUAAUAUGGAUUACAUUUCUAAUAUUGACUGUGGCUAAGAAAAACUGCAAUAAAGAUUACAUGUAAAUUUCCUUCACUUCUUCAAUAAUUAGAAGGAAUAUGAAUUCUUAUAACUUUCCUGAAACUUUUAACUGCAAUUAAAAUAAAUAAUUAACACUAUACUUUAACUGUAUUUAUAAAAGUAAUAUAUAUAUAUGAAAAAAUAUUCUCUUCUCAAAAUAAUAAAGGAUGGAAACUUAUAUUUUGGGAUCAUUUUAUAUAAAUGGUAUAAAGAAAAGAUGUGUACAAACGUUUAAAAAAUUGAAAAAUUUUACAUCCAAAUUAAAAUGCGAAGUUAAAGGUAAGGUACUUUUUCUGUUCAAAUGAAUUCACUAAAUUUUCUUUCAUUGUGUCAUAUUAUAUGUGUAUUUUAUACAGAAGAUUGAUAAUCCAUUAAUCUACAAAAAUGUGUACCUCCACAAUGUUGGCUAAAAUCUUUUUUUUUUUUUUUUUUUUUUCCUAAAGUGAUUUUUUGGUAGAGAGGAGACUUGCAGAGAUAGUUAUGUAAUUUGUAAUAAAAGAAAUAUUGCAUUUGUAAAGCAGAAAUAGUUUUUUGGGGGGAAAAAUCAAUUUUAUGAUGUGCUUUUGCAGUUAUUUGUAAUGGACUAAAAUUGUUUUUUUUUAAUACAUACAUGUAAAUUUUUCUUUAAAAUGAGAUGCAUAAAAAUAUAAAAUAUCCUAAUUUUUUGUUUUAUAUUUAUUAACAACUUCUUUACCAAUUACCUGCAUUCACAUGACUAAAUAUCAUUCGUCAAUGCAGGAAAUUGGUAAUUAUUGCCUUAGUCAUACUGAAAAAUAUAACUUUGUUGGAGAGAAUGGAGUAAAAAUUACAGUUUUUUGCAAUUAUAAGUUUCUAUAUUUAAAGUUAGCUAACAUAAUUGCUUAUGUAUCUGUGUCAUUCAAAUUAAUGCAAAGUUGCAAUUUUAUGUCUGAACUUAUUCAGUUUGCAUAAUGCGUUUCAUGUACCUCAGAAUAAAAGUUAUUUAGACAGCUGCA
Molecule: messenger RNA, 18532 nt
Organism: Stegodyphus dumicola
Lineage: Eukaryota; Metazoa; Arthropoda; Arachnida; Araneae; Eresidae
Gene: unc79
Product: UNC-79 domain-containing protein
Molecular function (GO): protein binding
Source: RefSeq, a predicted model, not a curated record